Messenger RNA from Photinus pyralis (common eastern firefly), 1038 nucleotides. RefSeq names its product diphthine methyltransferase-like. The transcript has 3 exons. Lineage: Eukaryota; Metazoa; Arthropoda; Insecta; Coleoptera; Lampyridae. The record is from RefSeq and is a predicted model, not a curated record. Gene Ontology annotation, molecular function: protein binding. Bases 43 to 1038 code for a protein of 331 amino acids.
CUUACUUUUUUUGUGCUAACCUAUAAAUAUAAUUUUGCAACAAUGAGCGAAGAUAAAACUAAACAAAUUAUAACAUUGCAUAAAUAUAAAACUGAAUUUAACGCCGAUUCAGUUGAAUGGUGCCCGCAUAAACCGUACCAGCAUUUCUUUGUCUGCGCAAACUAUCAACUUACAGAAACGCAAGAGCGGAUCGGACGAAUACUAUUAUUUUCGAUUACUCCGGCAAAUGAAUUACAGCUAUGCCAAACAGUGAAUACCUCCGCUGUUCUCGAUCAGAAAUGGUGCCUUCACUGCCCAAUUUUGACUGUAGUUAAUGCAGCAAGUGCAAUUGAAGUUUAUAAAUUUGAGAAUGAGCGUUUAAUGUUAAUUACUACGUGCACUGUACCGUGCGAAGCACUGAUUUUGUCGGUAGAUUGGACGAAAGAGCAUGAAAUGAUCUGUAGCGAUUCGAAGGGUAAUUGGCAUAAGUUGGAGCUUUGCGAAAACAACUUGGUUUUGCAAAAUACAGCUAAAGCGCACGACUUUGAAGCGUGGAUUGCAGCAUUUUACUCGUGGAACACGGCUGUGUUUUAUACAGGAGGAGACGAUGCUUUGUUAUUAACUUUUGAUACACGCAUUGGCACGGCACCGGUGAACAAGAACAGAGUUCAUCAAGCUGGGGUAACAAGUGUGCACUCGAACAUCAAUAAAGAGUUCCAAAUAGCGACUGGCAGUUAUGAUGAAAAUGUGCGACUUUGGGAUGUGCGCAAUAUGAAAGUAGAGGAAUGUUUGACUAAGAUGCCAGGGCCAGUCUGGCGAUUAAAGUGGGAUCCGUUUAAUUCAAAGUCUCUGCUUAGUGCGUGUAUGUUAGGCGGAGCACACGUCCUUGGAGACGGUUUGGACAUUGUUUGUAGUUUCUAUGAACACGAAAGCAUGGUGUAUGGAGUAGAUUGGUGUCACUUAGGGGGUGAUGACAGAAUUAUCGGUACUUGCUCUUUCUAUGAUUCCUUGUUAUGUAUUUCAAAGUUACCUAAAGAAAAUAAAGAGGAAAAUUUAUGA